AUGUCCCCCUUCUUCAUAACAUUCUCUUCUAUCUUCGUAGCGGCUUGGCUUGGCUGGUGGUUAAAACGAGUUUCUGUCAAGCAUGUCAAGGGACCACCGUCUGCCUAUUUCUGGCUCGGCCAUGAGUACAUCCUCCGCAGUCAAGAUAAAUUCGGCGAUCUCGAGACGAAAUGGUGUAGGGAGUAUGGCACUAUCUACCGUAUCAAAGGCAGCCUUCGUCAAGACCUCCUAGUAGUAUCUGACCCCAAGGCUCUCGAACACAUCUUCCAUUCAUCGCAUCCUUAUCCUAAAACUAGGGACGCAAACUUUAUGAUGAGUUUAAUCCUUGGAGGGCCUGGGGGGCUCGUUGUAGCCGAAAAACCUGCUUGUUUAGAGGACGACCAUCGCCGACAGCGCAAGAUCCUGAACCCGGCAUUCUCCCCUGCUAAUCUGCGAAAAUUUCAGGUUAUAUUCCAGCAGUGCAGCGAUAAAGUUGUAAACGCUAUGAAAAGAUGCACUCGUACUAGCGAACCGAUCGAUGUUGUCGAUUGGAUGAACAAGGCUUCUCUUGAUAUAAUCGGUGCUUUUCGAUACGAUUUCGGAUCGCUGGACGGUCGAGAAACUGAAUUGGAAGGAGCCUUGAGGUACUUACAUACGGCUUCGUGGCAGUCCAAUCCAUCAUUGGUUUCGACUCGAGGAGCUGGCCAGUUAGCCAGCGUGGGAGAAGCGGCGGGAAAGGUUGCUCGGGAGAUCUUGGCAGCCCAGGCUAAACUCGGAGUACAGGUUGAGUCGGAUAAGGAUAUUGUUGAUAUUCUAACAAGAGCGCGUCAUACAGGGCAAAUGAGGGACGAUGAAAUUGAGCCCCAGUUUGUAACGUUUUUAAUUGCUGGACACGAGACAACAGCUACGACACUAUCCUGGUUGUUGUAUGAACUUGCUGCACAUCCCGAGCAUCAAUCUAUAAUACGUGAGGAAGUAAAGCACUCUUAUCAUAAUGACUAUGACUCUCUGCCGUUUUUGAAUGCUGCAAUCAAAGAAAGUCUUCGCCUCCAUCCGUUCUCGCAUACACCUACGCGUGUUGCCCCUUAUGACGACGUUCUGCCUCUUUCGGGAUCUAAAACGGUUGCAAUACCCAAAGGACAAACUCUCCUCUGUUCCGUGUACUUAUACAACCGCCUCCCGUCUAUCUGGGGCGACGACGUGGAGGAAUGGAAUCCAGCCCGCUUCCUCAACAAGAGUGUCCCUGUGUCGUUGGGGGUAUAUGCCAAUUUGAUGACGUUCAGUGCUGGCUCUCGUUCGUGUAUCUGGUGGCGAUUUGCGGUCAUGGAGAUGCAAGCGGUUCUAGCGAACCUCGUCCAAAUUUUUGAAUUCAGUUUGCCUGAGGGCGUGGAAGUACAGCAGUUUCCCGGCGCGCAGGCGGUUGUUCCUGUUGUGAAAGGCGAAGCACAUUUAGAUUCUAGGGUUCCUUUAAGGAUUAAGAGUUUAGAGUAG
This is a messenger RNA of Desarmillaria tabescens, 1470 nucleotides long. RefSeq names its product PAH-inducible cytochrome P450 monooxygenase PC-PAH 4. The transcript has 16 exons. The record is from RefSeq and is a predicted model, not a curated record. Bases 1 to 1470 code for a protein of 489 amino acids. Lineage: Eukaryota; Fungi; Basidiomycota; Agaricomycetes; Agaricales; Physalacriaceae. Gene Ontology annotation, molecular function: monooxygenase activity; iron ion binding; oxidoreductase activity, acting on paired donors, with incorporation or reduction of molecular oxygen.